Messenger RNA from Pongo pygmaeus (Bornean orangutan), 1567 nucleotides. RefSeq names its product STING1 ER exit protein 1 (gene STEEP1). The record is from RefSeq and is a predicted model, not a curated record. The transcript is spliced from 7 exons. The coding region runs from base 57 to 725 and encodes 222 amino acids. NCBI's taxonomy places the organism in Eukaryota, Metazoa, Chordata, Mammalia, Primates, Hominidae. Gene Ontology annotation, biological process: endoplasmic reticulum to Golgi vesicle-mediated transport; endoplasmic reticulum membrane organization.
UCAUUUCGGCGCGACCCUCUUCUUGGCGUAGAGUUUUUAGGUUGCUCUUGGGAACCAUGCCGAAAGUAGUGUCUCGGUCAGUAGUCUGCUCUGACACUCGGGACCGGGAGGAAUAUGACGACGGCGAGAAGCCCCUCCAUGUUUACUACUGUUUGUGCGGCCAGAUGGUCCUAGUGCUGGACUGCCAGUUAGAGAAAUUGCCCAUGAGGCCCCGGGACCGGUCCCGUGUGAUUGAUGCUGCCAAACAUGCCCAUAAGUUUUGUAACACAGAAGACGAGGAGACUAUGUAUCUGCGGAGACCUGAAGGCAUUGAACGACAGUACAGGAAGAAAUGUGCAAAGUGUGGACUGCCGCUCUUCUACCAAUCCCAGCCAAAGAAUGCUCCUGUUACCUUCAUUGUGGAUGGAGCAGUAGUCAAGUUUGGCCAGGGCUUUGGGAAAACGAACAUAUAUACUCAGAAACAAGAGCCUCCUAAGAAGGUGAUGAUGACCAAACGGACCAAAGACAUGGGCAAGUUCAGUUCUGUCACUGUGUCUACCAUUGAUGAAGAGGAAGAGGAGAUUGAGGCUAGGGAAGUUGCUGACUCAUAUGCACAGAAUGCCAAAGUGAUUGAAAAACAGCUGGAGCGCAAAGGCAUGAGUAAGAGGCGACUGCAAGAGCUGGCUGAAUUGGAAGCCAAGAAAGCGAAAAUGAAGGGGACCUUGAUUGACAACCAGUUCAAAUAAACAGGCCUUUUUCUGAACCCUAGACUAGAGGCAAGCAUUUAGAUCAGGAAGCAAAGUAAUUUCUUGAUUACAUAGACGGACUCCUAUUUAUGCCGUAGCAGAAGGCUUUAUGUUGUUUCCCAUUGAUUCUCCUACAUUCAGUGAGGUCUUUAACUGAGCCCAUUUAACUUGCUUUCUUUUUUUUUUUUUUUUUUUUUUGAGACAGAGUCUUGCUCUUUUCGCCCAGGAUGGAGUGCAAUGGCGCGAUCUCGGCUCACUGCAACCUCCGCCUCCCGGGUUCAAGCAGUUCUCCUGCCUCAGCCUCCUGAGUAGCUGGGAUUACAGGCGUGUGCCACCACGCCUGGCUAAUUUUUGUAUUUUUAGUAGAGACGGGUUUCACCAUGUUGGCCAGGCUGGUCUCGAACUCCUGACCUCAAAUGAUCCACCCACCUUGGCCUCCCAAAGUGCUGGGAUUACAGGAGUGAGCCACCGUGCCCAGCCUUGCCCUGCUUUCUAGGAGAUGUAGUUUUCUGUAUUUAGGUUUUCUGUACUAUUUUUUGUCCACUUGAUGCAAACUUCUUCAGCUGUGUAGAAACUUUAUGAAUAGAUCAGUGCUUGAGUGUCUCCAGUCUCUAAAGUGGCUGCUUUUAUUCUUUCUUCAAAGUUAAUAACAUGUUGCAAGAUUUUUGGACAAAAUAUUAUGGCGUGUCAUAGAAAAAGCACCAUGAAUUAUAUUUAGGUAUAGCAAGUCAGAUCCUUUGAAGUGACUCUGUCUCUGUUCUUAGAAGGGUUCUUGGAAUUGGCUGUGGUUUGAAUCUUUCUACUGUCAGAGGAGACCCAUUAAAAGCCAGAAUCUGCAUAAA